AUGCAUUCGGCGCCCACUACACCCAGCAUGCCUUCCGCCACGUCCAGCCGUGGCCAUCACAGCACAAUUGGCCUUUUAAGCAGCCUUAUGCGUCGCUUAUUAAAACUUUUGAUUAGCUGCCUUCUCAUGCCGGCCAUGCAACAACACAUCCACGUUAAUUGGUCUCCAAUGUCAACAUCUCCAACGUUCAGCAUACUUGCGCAUGCCUCCACCAUCUCGCUUUCGCUUUCGUUGUCUGCCGCGAACUCAACCAACGUUGCUGGCGUAACGGCGCCCACUGCUAAGCUGGACGUUGGCAUGACUGCUGUGGCGGCAGCCGCUUUAUCCGGUUUGGGUGCACGCGCUCCAGCCUCCUGGUCGGUGGCUGCCUCACAUAUGCGUCUGACGCAGCGCAAUAAUCAUGCUAAUAUCUCCGAACUGUUGGAUAAUUUAUUACGUGGCUACGAUAAUAGCAUACGACCAGGAUUUGGCGGUCCACCCGCUACAAUCGAGGUUGAUAUUAUGGUACGGAGUAUGGGGCCCAUUUCCGAAGUAGAUAUGACUUAUUCGAUGGACUGUUAUUUCCGUCAAUCAUGGGUGGAUAAGCGUUUAGCCUUCAAAGGCGCUCAGGACACAUUGGCGUUGAGUGUUUCGAUGUUGGCGCGCAUCUGGAAACCCGAUACAUAUUUUUAUAAUGGCAAACAGAGUUAUCUGCAUACCAUAACGACACCGAAUAAGUUUGUGCGCAUUUAUCAGAAUGGCAGAGUGUUGUAUUCGAGCAGAUUAACAAUCAAAGCUGGCUGCCCAAUGAACUUGGAAGACUUCCCCAUGGAUAUACAAAAGUGUCCACUAAAGUUUGGCUCAUUUGGCUAUACGACAGCGGACGUUGUCUAUCGCUGGAAUCGCGAGCGCCCAGCUGUUGCCAUCGCCGAGGAUAUGAAGUUGUCACAAUUCGAUUUGGUCGAUUGUCCGGCGGGCAAUCUCACCGAUGUGAUCUACAAAGCAGCCGCGCCACAUGAUGCCACACACAACAGCCACAAACCAGGCAAUGCUAACAGAAACAGCAAUAAUUACUACAACAAAAAUGCAGGCAGCGAUUACAAUCCGAAUCGCAAGAGUCAGAAGUAUGGCGGUAAAUCGAUGACUACAUUUGCGGGACCGGGCGCGAAGAAUCAGCAUGUACGCGGUACGGGAUUGCAGUUGGACAAAGGUGCCUUUGGAGCCGAGUACUCAAUGCUUAUGGUGAAUUUCCACCUCCAACGUCACAUGGGCAAUUUUCUCAUACAAGUUUAUGGCCCCUGCUGUCUACUCGUCGUACUCUCUUGGGUCUCAUUUUGGCUUAAUCGUGAGGCCACCGCGGAUCGUGUCUCGCUGGGCAUAACUACUGUGUUGACAAUGACAUUUCUCGGCUUGGAAGCACGCACCGAUCUGCCGAAGGUUCCCUACUUGACUGCUUUGGAUUUCUUCGUGUUUCUUUCGUUCGCCUUUAUUUUCGCCACCAUACUACAGUUCGCUGUCGUGCAUUACUUCACGAAAUAUGGUUCCGGUGAAUGUUAUUUCAUCAUCGAAGAGAUGGACUCAGAUACUGAAUCAGAAGCGGACGCRCGCACGCUGAAGAGCGAAUUUAAUGUUAGCACCGAGUCGAAGUUAUACGAGGUGAUACCAUUGUCGAUGUGUUCGAUACCGAUACAUAGCACGGGCAAGGGUUCAACGUCGGCGAGCAGCAGCGGUAUUGGUGUGCGUGCACGUCGCAAUUCGGGCACUAAGCGCCGUAUACUAGGAGGUGGUGGUAGAGGUGAAAGCGGUACUGGUAGUGGCCGCUACUAUUUGAAUUGUUUCACUUGGUCGUGCUUUCGUCGGCGGAAACGUGGUCGCGUUGGCUUUGAUAUGUCGGAUGAGGAUGAUGAAGAAGCGCAUUUGCGUGCCGGUGAAGAGCCCACACCACAUCGCGGCAGCGGCAAAAGACGCAUGUCUUUCUACCGGCGCGAAGAACUAGAAGCACGUCGCAAAGGCAAGCGUGUACCGCAGUACAACUCUGUAUCGAAAAUCGAUCGCGCAUCUCGCAUAGUCUUCCCAAUGCUCUUUCUGCUCAUCAAUGUCUUUUACUGGUAUGGCUACUUGUCACGCAGCUCACGAAUCCUAGCGAAUACACCGACGGCCACUUGAUGUUACCUUUUAGCAAUUUAGAUAAAGUCCGAGAAGAAAACGAACGUACGGCUAUGUGGUGGCGUUGAAGGCAACAAAAAGUUAAAUUUACAAAAAUUAUUCGCUAAUGAUGUGACAAGCCAUUGGUAAACUUGUUCCGCUAGUAAAUUAAGUAAAAAAUCUACAUAUUUUUGGAGAAACAAUUUAUGAAAACAAAUGCUGCCGUUUAAAUUAGAAAAUAAUUAAAAUACUGCUAAGAAAUUAAGCGAAAAAAAUAUUUCAGACAGACAUAAAACAUGUUAGCUUUCAUCAGCUGUCACUGCUUACCACAAUUUUGCUCAACAGCGUGCAACUCUUUUCUUCUUAACUAAAUUGCUAAAAUAAGGAAAAUACUAGACACUAAAAAAGAGGGCUUUGUAAACUCGGUGUGAGAGUAACUGUUAUGUAAUUAAAACCGUAAUUAAAUGAAUAUUUGAGUACUAAUAAUGCAUAAUUAAAUACACAAGCGUGAUGACGUAAAUCUUAGCUUUAAAUAGACAAAAAUAAAACAAGCUUAAUUUGUUAAACAGUUUGAAAGCCACUAGGCAUUGUGUGUGGGGACGUGCCCAAUGUAUUGUAAAAAGUUUUGAAAGCGUUGAAGUAUUUCUAGGCCUUAACUGCAUAUACAAGAGCAGUGUGAGAAGGCAUCGGAGAUCGAGAGUGUAAUGGAGGUGUUGUGUGUAAAUGGUUAGAAAAACUGUUUCAGUUCAUAUAUACAUAAGUAAUGUUAUAUACCAUAAAUAAAAAAAUUAUAAAAAGAUAAUAAAUUUAACGUUUUUGUGGAUAAAGUGUG
This is a messenger RNA of Bactrocera latifrons, 2956 nucleotides long. RefSeq names its product gamma-aminobutyric acid receptor alpha-like. The record is from RefSeq and is a predicted model, not a curated record. Bases 1 to 2145 code for a protein of 714 amino acids. Gene Ontology annotation, molecular function: extracellular ligand-gated monoatomic ion channel activity; transmembrane signaling receptor activity; neurotransmitter receptor activity. The transcript has 7 exons. NCBI's taxonomy places the organism in Eukaryota, Metazoa, Arthropoda, Insecta, Diptera, Tephritidae. Gene Ontology annotation, biological process: nervous system process; regulation of membrane potential; monoatomic ion transmembrane transport. Gene Ontology annotation, cellular component: synapse; membrane; neuron projection.